Trematomus bernacchii (emerald rockcod) is the source of this 2057-nucleotide messenger RNA. RefSeq lists its product as uncharacterized. Lineage: Eukaryota; Metazoa; Chordata; Actinopteri; Perciformes; Nototheniidae. The transcript has 4 exons. The coding region runs from base 136 to 543 and encodes 135 amino acids. The record is from RefSeq and is a predicted model, not a curated record.
CUGCUCUCUGCUCCAGUGAGUUUUCCCCACCCAGUCGUACACCUGAGGAGAGCCGUCUCUGGACAGGAGGUUUGUUCUGUUUCUAACUCGACUUCCACUUUGGACCAUUGGUAGUUUAUCCACAGAGCACCGAGGAUGUCUUUGAAUAUUCCCAUUCUAGAGAUCUUCCUGGGCAUCCUGGGCUUCGGCCUCUCCAUCAUGUUCUGCACGACCUUCUGCAGGGUGUGCAGUCGCUUCAGGGAGGAGCAGAUCGAUCGGGAGGCGGCGAGACGGAGUAACCAGGAGCUGCGCCCUCCGAUAUAUUUCAUCCCUUUCCAUGGGAGCCUGUCACAGCACGACAGCGAAGACGUCCCAGGCAUGCCCCGAUACAGCCAGGAGCUUUACCCCCCAUACAACAACGCUGCCUUCUGUGGGCCCCCACCUUCCUAUAAUGAGCUGGAAUUGAAGCCGGAUGAUCUUCCCCCUGCUUACACAGAUUAUAGCGUUCCUGUGUAUCCCCUCCCAUCUCCACAUCACAUGGUUCAACCACAAACACCACACUAAGACGGGACCACCCUCCUGUGCCUUUGUUUAUCGCUCUGGAGUCGAUAAUGUUUCAAAGAUUAUUGAUGUGACCUUUUUUAUUAUUGUUAUAAUUCAUGUAAUGAUGGUAGAGAGGGGAUAACAUCUGUAUACUGUAAAUGGCACCAGGUUUCAGAAAACAAUGCCAUGAGUAUGCUGCAAUCUCUCAAGGCCAAUUCCAUUUUUAAUCCAAUAUUUUAUUCUAUGCCCCCACUUGUUAUUCUCUCCACCAUGGAAACCAUGCUUUUGAUCCUGUCUGUUUGUCUUGUGUUUCAUUAGCAGGGUCUCAAUAGCCACUUUACAGGUAUGUAAGUAAUAAGUGUGAGUUCAGAUGUGAAUGUGAAACCAAUUAUGCCACUAUGUGGCCAUUUAUAAAGCACUUUGUUUUUGCUCAGGUCUCCUUUACCCUAUGUAUUAGUGCCUGCAGAGAAUUUGGAUCAAACAUUUUCUCCAUAUAUUUGGAUAGGCUAUUUGUUUCCUGAUUGCCAGAGUCUUGUAGUUGUGUCCUCCAAAAAGUGGUAUAACUCUUAAAGGUAUUUGAUAUUCCUUCUGUGCAAUCGUAAAAAAUGUAAUCACAUUCUGCUGAUAGGUGGCACAACAACACAAUUAAUUGAAAUGGCCAUAGCUCAAUGUUCACAAGUCUUUGAUUCUUAUUGUGCACAAUUUAUCCUCGUAAGAAAACACAUUUUUAUAGAUAGGGUUCAGAUGAUGAUCAUGAUGAUCCAGAUGCUGAUUCACAUUUCUUUUUACAAAAAACAAGUGAAGAAGAGAGGAAAAAGGUGCUCUUAAGAGCUUUGUAUCUUUUUUGUGUUUUAUGUAUAAUGUAAUAUGUAAGACGGAUCUGAGGAGCAGCCUUGGGACAAAAAGAGAGACACAUGUAUGAAAGUCCUCUAUUUGUUUUCAGCGACUGAAAGAUGUAUUGAUGUGUUCAGAUAGACCUGGUAGAGCUGAGGUUUCCUGUAUAUUUUUAAUAUGAUUUGGUGUUGUCUUUGUAUGUUAAGAGUCAUGUGCUGAAAUGGGACCAUGUUCUUUUCUUUCUCUGUGUUCUUUUUUUACAAAUCCACAAAUCCUCUGCCUCUGUAUGUCUACAGUCUUUAAAAAUCACGUGAGAAGUAUUGUUUAAACCACCAGCUCUGAAACCAAGAGAGCUGCUUUUUUUGUGAGAAUUCUAGAGACUUUGAUCAGAGGCUUUAAUUAAACAAUGACAAUACUGUAAAUGAAAUGUGAAAAUGACUGAAUCAAUUGUUUAAAUCUCAGGACAAAAUGUGAGUUAUAUAUAUAGAAGCUGGUUUACAAACAGAUCCCUGAAUGACAAAGCAUUGUGUCACUCCAAAGAUAUGUCUGUGAUAUCAAGAGAAUAUGGCUAAAUCGAAAUCUACCUUUAUGUAUACAUAUUUAAUUUUAUACCAUGUGUAAAUGUAAGAUGUUCAUUAUGACUUCAUGUGUGCAUAUUAUUUUUUGUUUUUGUUUUCAAUAAACACAGCACUGUAAUUCAA